Messenger RNA from Dovyalis caffra, 1011 nucleotides. The record is from the annotation of a GenBank genome assembly. NCBI's taxonomy places the organism in Eukaryota, Viridiplantae, Streptophyta, Magnoliopsida, Malpighiales, Salicaceae.
AUGGGGGUGGAUUACUAUAACAUAUUGAAGGUGAGCAGGAAUGCAACAGAUGAUGAUCUAAAGAAGGCAUAUAGAAAAUUGGCAAUGAAAUGGCAUCCAGAUAAGAACCCCACGAACAAGAAAGAAGCUGAAGCUACAUUCAAGCAGAUCUCUGAAGCUUAUGAGGUCUUGAGUGACCCACAAAAAAGAGCAAUUUAUGACCAGUAUGGUGAAGAAGGAUUAAAAGAUGCACCACCGUCCGGCAAUGGCUGCUUUCCUUCUGGAAAUGGUAGCGGUAGUGGAUCAAAUGGUUUCAAUCCUAGGAAUGCAGAGGAUAUCUUUGCAGAAUUCUUUGGCAGCAGUCCUUUUGGAUUUGGAUCAACAGGACCUGGUAGAUCCAUGAGGUACCAGUCGGACGGAGGGAUGUUUGGUGGAUUUGGCAGUGGUGAUAACCUUUUUCGAACUUAUAGUGAGGGGACUACACCAAGGAAACCACCAGCAGUAGAAAGCAAAUUGCCUUGCAGCCUCGAGGAACUGUACUCUGGAUCAACUAGGAAAAUGAAGAUAUCUAGAACAGUGGUUGAUGCUCAUGGGCGACAAGUGCAAGAGACGGAGAUAUUAACCAUUGAUGUGAAGCCGGGGUGGAAGAAGGGAACAAAGAUUACAUUCCCUGAUAAAGGAAAUGAGCAGCAGAAUCAACUUCCAGCAGACCUUGUGUUUAUUAUUGAUGAGAAGCCCCAUAGCACAUACAAGAGAGAUGGCAAUGACCUUAUCAUCAACCAUAAGGUGACACUAGCCGAAGCACUAGGAGGGACAACAGUAAAUCUCACCACGCUUGACGGCCGUAGUCUAUCAAUUCCUGUACAUGAUAUAGUAAGCCCUGGUUACGAGCUUGUUGUGGCCAUGGAGGGUAUGCCAAUAGCAAAGGAGCCAGGUAAUAGGGGCGAUAUGAGGAUCAAAUUUGAAGUGAAGUUCCCAACAAGAUUGACACAAGAGCAACGAGCAGGACUCAAGCGCGCAUUAGGGGGUUAA